Mesorhabditis spiculigera is the source of this 300-nucleotide messenger RNA. The record is from the annotation of a GenBank genome assembly. NCBI's taxonomy places the organism in Eukaryota, Metazoa, Nematoda, Chromadorea, Rhabditida, Rhabditidae.
AUGUACACUAUUCCUUUUGCGCGCAUAUCUAAUGCAAUUUUCCUAUCUAUUUCCUUACAGGUCAGCCAGCUGCAUCUCCCCGACGGUGGCAAAAAGCUACGAUUUAUCACGAGGGGUCACAUGAUUGGCGCGGCGGUGUUUUUCUUCGUCGGAUACGCCUACAUCAAAUCGGUCAUCAACCCAGACUCCAUGUGGGGAAAGGCCGUCAAUAGUAUCCACGAACAGACCGUACAAUGGACGGACACGCGGAGUGAGGAGGAGAAAAACGCGCCGAAUCUCGACCGGCUGAACAGCAUGAAA